Molecule: messenger RNA, 1526 nt
Organism: Monosiga brevicollis MX1
Lineage: Eukaryota; Choanoflagellata; Craspedida; Salpingoecidae
Exons: 15
Coding region: 42-1526 (494 amino acids)
Biological process (GO): translation
Cellular component (GO): ribosome; mitochondrial small ribosomal subunit
Molecular function (GO): RNA binding; structural constituent of ribosome
Source: RefSeq, a predicted model, not a curated record
CGCUCGCUCUCUCUCUCACACACACACACGCGAACGACGAGAUGGCGACUUCGCUGCGGGCGAUGGGCAGCUGGGGCUCGCUGGCAGCGGCUGGCGCGCGGAUGGCCACGCUGGGGGCGGGUGUACGACAGGGUGGUGUGGGUAUGCAGGUGCAGGUGCAGGUGCGCGGUUUGGCUGCUCUUGCUCUUCGCCCAACGAAUGUUGUCCGCGGGUGCCGCUGCGCCUCGACAGCUGGCCAAAGCUCACAAGCCUCGGCCGAGCCCGACUUGAAUCGCAAGCAGAUUGACAGCUUGUUGGCACAGGCACGGACCGAUGCAGAACGUCGCGAGCUCAUUUCUGAACUGUACAUUGUCAUCCACGGUGCCAAAAACGGUGUACCCGUCGAUGCAUACGAGCAGCUCUCAGACGAUAAACUUCGCCGUGAGCUGCGCUACCUCAUGCCCGAUCCCCGUGUCCCCAACACGGCACAGGCCCUGACGCGCAAGCCACGCUUCGAGUCCCUGCCCGAUGACCACCCUCUGCGCGACCCCACAGCGCGUCCUGAUUCCCAGGCCUACUUUACUGGCAACUCAGUCUAUUAUGACCUCCUCCAAAACAUGGAUGACAUGCUUGAGGCCCUGGACAGUGAAGACGCCCGCGCGGCCGAUGCUGCUGCGCGCGCCGUCCUCAGCAAAAAGGAUCAGGAUAUCAUCGAUGCCAAGCCUGACAUUACCGCCGAGGCCGCCACUACCAACGAGGCCGCUUCUGCCGAGUCGGAUAAGACGGCAGCGCAGGCCCACUCGGAGGACGGCGAAGAGGAGCCGCAGAGUUACAUCGACCGAUCGGAUGUCACCUGGCUCAAGCGCGGUGAGCUCGAGGCCAUGAUUGGCUCCCCACUUCGCAUCCUUCAGUAUCGUGAGAUUAUUUCGCGUCUUCAUCGCCUCCGCGACCACCCGCUGGCAUACUUGAUUGAGCGCCAGCUCUCCGAGUUUAUGCGUUUUACCUCACGCUCCAAGCCCACGGAUCGCAAGAAGAUUAUCGACGACCUGGGUCGUGCCUAUGCGACGGGUCGCCGCAAGGAUGCCGUGGCACGAGUGUGGGUUUGGCCUGGCACGGGCCAGUUCAAGGUGAACCGCCGCACGCUGGCCGACUAUUUCGGCACAGACGACGCCAAGGUUCAUGCGCUCCAACCCUUUGCUGCACUGAAUAUCCUCGGCGAUUAUGACAUCAUGUGCACUGUCAAGGGUGGUGGCUACACGGGACAAGCCGGUGCCAUCCGCCUGGGCAUCAGUCGCUGCCUGGAAACCUUGAACCCCGAGUUUCGUCCCAUUUUGAAGAAGGGUGGCUUCCUGACUCGUGAUGCGCGCGUCGUCGAACGCAAGAAACCUGGUCAAAAGAAGGCUCGCCGCAAAUUCCAAUGGACCGAGACCGAGACCGACACAAAGACAGAGACCGACACCAAGACAGAGACCGAGACCGAGACCGAGACCGAGACCGAGACUGAGACAGAGACAGAGAGACAGAAUGAAUUGGUUUGGUCGGUUUGA